AUGAGUGAAUUUCUUCCCGGUGUUAACGGCCCCGCCACUGGCUAUAGCCAAGCUGAGGCUUCUGAGCACGCGGAAGACCUGGUGCUGUUGGUAGACGCCACGGCGAACGACUCGGAUGGGAGUACAAACCAGGUCGACGGUGAGUUUCCCGAAGAGAACAUUGUCGAAGAGACCUACUUUGUUGCUGAUUCGCAGGAUACGAUCCUUUUUGUGGCCCGGGCAACGAGUUCAGAUCUGGCUGGAACCGACGCCAUUCACGAGAGGCUCAGAGAAUCGCUGCUGCUCACUAGCCGAGAGUAUGAGAAAGCUUAUGCCGAAAUCCAAUGUGAUGUGGAGUACCUGACCUUCGUGCAAAGCUCGGACCGUGCCUUCGUCCCAUAUGUGGAAGCCAAGUUCGCUGAGCUCUUUGCGAAGCAGGAUUCAGUCGAUGCAAGACUGAUUGCUGUGAUGAAUGUCUUCGAUGGGCUAACCACUCACGAGGCUUCUCUUUACUACCUGCUCGAAGGCCACACACACAUGUGCGAGUUCUUCGUUUUCGAGGACCAUCCCGGCGAGGAGGUUUCCCGAGGUCGAAGGUUCUUCCAGGUGGACACUGAUCAGGCUUGCCAGAUACGUCGAGGGGAUAAAAUUCUUAUCUAUGAUGCAGGAGUUCUUGACGAGGUGGAAUCCGAUACUAGAUCUGGCAUUGUCUAUGACGAUGAUCUGGAAUUCUCGACCGCCCUCUACGUUCGGGCUAUUCGGUAUAUCUGCCAGCAAAAAAGAGGUGUCUCGAAACAUUUCCAGAAGCGGGUCUCUUAG
Molecule: messenger RNA, 798 nt
Organism: Penicillium manginii
Lineage: Eukaryota; Fungi; Ascomycota; Eurotiomycetes; Eurotiales; Aspergillaceae
Exons: 1
Coding region: 1-798 (265 amino acids)
Source: RefSeq, a predicted model, not a curated record